This is a messenger RNA of Lindgomyces ingoldianus, 791 nucleotides long. RefSeq lists its product as uncharacterized. NCBI's taxonomy places the organism in Eukaryota, Fungi, Ascomycota, Dothideomycetes, Pleosporales, Lindgomycetaceae. The record is from RefSeq and is a predicted model, not a curated record. The transcript has a single exon. Bases 204 to 653 code for a protein of 149 amino acids.
CUUAGGUCGCUUGAAGUUCUUUUCCCAUUGUUUGCAACACCUUGCACUUCCCUUUGUCCCACACCCGAACUCUCACUCUCACUCAUUCCUUAACAUCAUAUUCGAGUUGUUACUAUCAAGCAUUGUCCUUCACCUCCUAAUCUCAAGGAAACAUCACACAGUAUCUUGCAAAUCGUCCAGAGUUCACGUGUCUCGGUAACGGUAUGCCAUCUUCGCAGGUUAGCGAUGUCGUUAGGUGGGCCGCUCAUCUGGAACAAGAACACUAUUCUGACGAACCCGUUGCUACUCUUCCAAUGAAGCCAAAGGCAAGGCUUAACUCGGAUGAUAUCAGAGGUUUAGGGGCCGGAUUUGAAGAGAUUGUGGCUCCAUCCCCACCCGAGAUUGAGAUAAAGCUCGAGAUUGAAGACACGGUAGGACAGCGGAACCCAUCUCCGCUUGUUCAGUCGCCAAGCCAUGGGAACAAACUGCCACUCACCAACUCCUCCCACCCUGGUGCUUCUCGCCAGCCAGACCCUGUCGCACUUGAAGCUACUCUCACACAUGAAUCUCUUCGAACUCCUGAACGCUCUUCUAAGGGGGGUUCAAGCAGGCGCUCUCGUAACUCAUGUACGUCGCGUAACAGUUCUUUUCUCUUUGCACGGCAGCCAAUGUAAGGGGAAAUUGUUCUGAGGGCAAUUCUCUGUUGUUGUCGCCACGGUGAGAGGACGGAAUGAUACAUCGGAAUGCUCUUCCCCAAGGAAAAUCUUGUUGGUUUAGGAAGCUGGAUUGGUGAUUAAAAGCUAGCCGCUCAU